This is a messenger RNA of Penicillium brasilianum, 2325 nucleotides long. The record is from the annotation of a GenBank genome assembly. Lineage: Eukaryota; Fungi; Ascomycota; Eurotiomycetes; Eurotiales; Aspergillaceae.
CCGCAAAAAAAAAUUCCAGUCGACACGCGACAAGCAUUUUCAUUACCAACAGUUCUCAAGGUCAUGACCAAUCUCUGCUAAUUCGACUAUUGCCCCCGUGAAUUGUUGUCAGAGGGAGCCUUCUCAUUGGCCCGUCCCUCCCCAGCUUUAUCUUGCGCCGCCCCCGUAUUUUCCCUGGGGCAAACCCAGUGACAGAUACCGAGACCCGGGCUGGCCUGCGCUUCGACCAGCCUUCUUUCCCAACUUUUUCCAGUGGAAGCUGCUCUUGGUGGAGGAAAGAUUGGUGGCUUGGAGAGACGCCUAGCAGUAAAAAGAGGGGGUCGAUCAAUUCGCACCCGCCGUGUGGCCCAGCUAUAUAGAAACGCUGCCUAGUCCCCCAACCCCAUCUCUCCCUCCUUUGUCUCCCUUCAACUUGCAGGCAGAAAAUGGGCGCGCGUUCUACUGUCUUGCCCCGUGAAUCGACCUCUAUUACCUGCGGCUGAAGGACCUGUCACCAAGUUAUGGACGUGGAAUCACACUCGCCCCUUAAGGUGCCGCUCGAAAAUGAUCAGGAUGUGCAAGAUGCUACCGACCUGGCAGGCAUGGGCCAUGCCCAGGCGUUGACCCGAAAAUUCAGUAUCUGGAGCAUGCUUGCAUUGGCCUUUUGUGUUCUAGGAACCUACUCUACUUUUGCCCAAGAUCUCAGUAGUGGUCUUACCAAUGGCGGUCCCAUUACUAUUCUCUGGGGCCUGGUGCUGGUCACCGGCUGUAAUUUAUGUGUGGCGCUCUCCCUGGGUGAAUUGACCAGCAGCAUGCCCACGGCUCUCGGCCAGGCAUACUGGGUAUACCGGCUUUGGACCACGCCGCUUGGCCGUUUCGUUUCGUAUAUGUGUGCAUGGAUUAACACCUUUGGAUGGUGGACCCUCACCGCGUCGCAGGUCGCCUUCAUGACGGAGUUCAUGCUGGGCAUGAAAACCAUGUUCAACCCCGACUGGACCGGCGGCAGCCAGGGAUGGCUCAACUUUGUGGUCUUCAUUGGUGUCGUCUUCCUGCUGACUGUGAUCAAUGUCGUCAGCUGUCGUCGCGAGCAAAUCCUCCCGUGGAUCAACAACUUCGUCGGUGUUUGGUUCGCCGGCCUGUUCGUGGUCAUGUCCCUAGUGAUGCUGAUCUGCGUCGGCGUCAAGAGCGACCUAUCCUUCCAAUCAGGCAAAUUCGUGUUCGGUACAUGGAUUAACCAGACCGGCUGGUCCGACGGUGUCACCUGGUUCACCGGUCUUGUCCAGGCUGCCUACGGUUUGACCGCAUUCGACUCGGUUAUCCACAUGGUCGAGGAAAUCCCCAACCCACGCCGCAACGCGCCCCGCGUUAUCUGGAUGGCAGUUCUCUUCGGCGCUAUCACCGGUUUCAUCUUCAUGGUGGUCUGUCUCUUCUGCAUCCAGAAUGUCGACAACGUCACCAACGCCGACCUGCCCUUCAUGGAACUGAUGCUCGAGACCGUCGGCCUGAAGGGCGGCACUGUCCUCCUCGCCUUUUUCAUCUUCAACGGCGUGGGCCAGAGUAUCGGUAUCCUCACCACCGCCUCUCGUCUGACCUGGGGCUUUGCCCGUGAUGGCGGUCUCCCAUUCAGCCGCUACUUCAGCCACGUCGACCCCGUGUGGCAAGUCCCCGCCCGAGCACUCUGGGGCCAGGGCGUGAUCGUCGCCAUCGUCGGCAUCCUUUACCUCUUCGCCAACACCGUCCUCGAGGCCAUUCUAUCCGUCAGCACCAUCGCACUCACCAUCUCCUACGCCAUGCCCAUCCUGGCCCUCCUCGUCGUCGGUCGCGACAAGCUGCCCGAUGGAGGCUCCGCCGGUCUCGGUCGCUGGGGCCCGUGGCUCAACUGGAUCAGUAUCGUCUACUGCAUCAUCACUACCGUCUUCUUCUUGUUCCCCGGUGAGCCCAACCCGGCUCCCAGCGACAUGAACUACGCUAUUGCCGUGUUUGGUGUUAUGUUGGUGAUUGCCGUUGCGUUCUGGUUUAUCCAGGGAAGCCGGACGUACCUCCAAACCGAUGAUGCUGUUGCGCAGAUGUUCUAUGCGCAGCACUUGGAGAACGCCGAGUCUGCUGCUGAGCCUCGCUCGGAUGCGGAUUCGAAAUAGAGUUGCGACUUUGUUUGCACGGGGUUAAGUAGACGGUCGGUCUGGGUAGAUUGGGCGGUGUCUAUGGCUUGCGCUAGACUCGGUGGCGUGUUGCUCGUUUGUAUAUAACAGAAUGGUGGUUGAUAUUGUAUCACCAACCAGCAUCGUUUAUUUGAAUAUAAGAAGUAUAUCAGGACUCAGAAUUUCAAGAUAUACCUCCUCGACCACA